GAGAUGGGGAUGGGUGGCUGUGAUCCUAAUGGAUUUCUUAGGCUAAUGGCCUGGGAGGGGCCCUGGAAGUUUCCCAGCCUCCAAAUUGUCUGCUGAAAGCAGAAGGGGAGGGUGGGGCAGAUUCAUUUGCACCUUGGGUACAUAUCUGUUCCUGGCUGUGACUCACUUCCCUCUGGAGCAGGGCCUCGGGUGAGAUGUUUACCUGUUCCACCUCCCCUUCACACUGCCUUACAGCUCCCCUCCCCGUGGGGCGGAUCUCUGACAGCACAGAGCAGCUCUGCCCUUCUGUCUACCCCACGGAGCCCUCGACCAUGGCAGCGCUGGUGGCUAGACUAUCCAAGCAGCAGGCGGCAGCUGAAGGUCUUGGCUCCAACCAGAAAGCCGUGAAGUACUUGGGCCAGGACUUUGAGACCCUGAGGCAGAAGUGCUUGGACUCAGGGGUCCUAGUUAAGGAUCCAGAGUUCCCAGCGUCCCCACCAGCCUUGGACUACGAGGAUCUUGGACCAUGCUCCCCCCAGACUCAAGGCAUUGUUUGGAAGCAGCCCGUGGAAUUGUGUCCCAGCCCUCAGUUUAUCGUUGGUGUAGAGCGUACAGACGUUUGUCAGCGUGUGCUAGCUCAUUCCUGUGAACGGGCACUGUGUUUCCUCCCGCGGUUCUGGCAGUAUGGAGGGUGGGUGGAGGUGGUGGUGGACGACAGGCUGCCCACCAAGGACGGGGAGCUGCUCUUCCUGUGCUCCGAGGAAGGCAGUGAGCUCUGGAGCGUGCUGCUGGAGAAGGCCUACGGCUUUGAGGAUUUCACAGGUGGCAUCUCUGAGUUUUAUGAGCUGAAGAAGCCACCAGCCAGUCUGUUUCAGAUCAUCCGGAAGGCCCUUCGAGCAGGGUCUCUGCUGGCCUGCUCCAUUGAUGUCUCCAGUGCAGCUGCAGCAGAAGCCAUCACCAGCCUGAAGCUGGUUAAGAGUCACGCGUCCUCUGUCACUGGAGUGGAAGAGGUGGAUUUCCGGGGCCAUCCAGAGAAGCUGAUGAGACUCCGGAACCCGUGGGGCGAAGUGGAAUGGAUGGGGGCCUGGAGCGAUGAUGCACUAGAGUGGAAUUACAUAGAUCCCAGGCAGAAAGAAAAGCUGGACAAGAAAGCUGAGGAUGGAGAGUUCUGGAUGUCUUUUUCGGAUUUCUUGAGGCAGUUCUCUCGGCUAGAGAUCUGCAACCUGUCCCUGGACUCCCUGAGCAGCGAGGAGGUGCACAAGUGGAACCUGAUUCUAUUCAAUGGGUACUGGAUACGGGGCUCCACUGCCGGCGGCUGCCAGCACUCCGCAGCCAUUUACUGGACCAAUCCCCAGUUCAAAAUCUGUUUGGACGAGGUGGGCGACCACCAGGAGGAGAGCAUUGGUGAGCCCAGCUGCACGGUGCUGCUGGGGCUGCUGCAGAAGAAUCGCAGGCGACAGAAGAGGAUGGGACAGGGCAUGCUCAGCAUAGCCGACGCUGUCUACAAGGUCCCCAAAGAGCUGGAGAGCCACAGGGAGCACCGGGGCCGGGUCUUCUUCCUGGGCCGCCAGCCCUCCACCCACUCCAGCACCUACGUCAACCUGCACCAGGUCUCGGCACGUGUGCAGCUGCCCCCUGGGGAGUACGUGGUGGUGCCGUCCACCUUCAGGCCCUUCAAGGACGGCGACUUCUGCCUGAGGGUGUUCUCGGAGAAGAACGGGGUGACAGGGGGACCUGGCUCCGCGCAGGUGCAGGCCCUGGAAAUUGGGGAUGUAGUAGCUAGAAGCCCACAUGAGCCACACCCCAAUGAGGUGGAAGAAGACGGCCAGCUCUGGAGCCUGUUUGAGAAGCUUGCAGGGAAGGAUUCUGAGAUCAGUGUCAAUGAACUCAAGACGGCUCUGAAUGAGGUGUUUUCCAAACGAGCAGACAUCAAAUUCGAUGGAUUCAACAUCAACACUUGCAGGGAGAUGAUCAGCCUGAUGGAUAGCAAUGGGACGGGCACCUUGGGGCUGGUGGAAUUCAAGACGCUCUGGUUGAAGAUUCAGAAGUAUUACGAGAUCUAUCGGGAAACUGAUUAUAACCACUCGGGGACCAUGGAUGCCCACGAGAUGAGGACAGCCCUGAAGAAGGCAGGUUUCACCCUUAGCAACCAGGUACAGCAGACCAUUUCCAUGCGGUAUGCAUGCAGCAAACUUGCCAUCGACUUUGACAGCUUCCUUGCUUGUAUGAUCUGCCUGGAGACCCUCUUCAAACUGUUCAGCCUUCUGAACAAGGACCAGAAUGGCAUUGUCCGGCUCUCUCUGGCAGAGUGGCUGUGCUGUAUGUUGGUCUGACCCAGGGUUGUGGACAUUGGUGAUGCUCCCUGCCAGCCUGCCUGCCUCUUUUCUCCCUUUCUUUACAGUUUUGUGAACAUUUAUCCUCAAGGGGGCAUUCACUGGUGAUUCAUCUCUUUCUUGCCGUUUCUUGUUCCCUGAGAUCCUGGCCUGUCCCACUGGAGCAGUCCGGGGAGCCCGAGAUCUCUUUCAGCAGCAUUUAAGCUGAUCCCAGAGCACAAUGGAGAGACAGAAAUUAAUUAAAGUUGUGGGUCAAAAUGGUUUCUGCCUUCCUCUAGCGAUAUGUAAUCUGGGGGGUGCCCUGGGGUGUUCCUGCUUUAGAAAAGACGUUCUUGAGCAAUGACGCAGCCCAAAGCUGCUGAAAGAUGUGAAAUGUGGGUGAAUUUCUUGGAGGAAAGGCCUGCUAUAGAUUAAACUGCCUCUGGGGACUGCCUUCAGGAAAGGAGCUGCCCCUGCCCUUCUGAGGAGGGUGCAGGGAAGGGCUGCUGGGGGAGAGGCCUUUCUUCCUCACUUGCAGACGGGAGAAAUUGCUAUACUGCAGGUCGGCAUGGGCUAAAGGAAAGGAUAGGAAAAUUCUUGCUGAGGGGAAUUCUUACCUGACAAAUAGCUUGAGGGGAAAUGCAGUUCAGGUGAGUUUUGCUCAUGGCGGAACACAACGAUCUUUGUUGUUGGUAAGAAAAUAGGUACCAUAGCCUAGUGUCCUAAUGGGUAGCUGGGGCAGAGCUGACUCUCAUACGCGGAUGUUGGAAAUGAAGUGUACAGGAAGAUGAGUGUCUUAGUCAGUUUGGGCUGUCUGAGCAAAUACCAGAGACCAGGUGGCUUAUAAAAAAACAGACACAUUUUCUCACAGUUGUGGAGGCUAGAAGUCCGAGAUAGGAGCAGCAUAGUUGGGUUCUGGAGAUCUCUCUCAGACUAUAGACUUCUCAUUGUGUCCUCACAGGGUGGAGAGCAGAGGGGAAGUAAGAUCUCUCAUGAUUCUUGGAAGAACACUAAUCCCAUUCAUGAGGGCCCCACCCUCAUGACCUUAUCCAACCCUAAUUAGCCCUCCAGGUCCCACCUCCUGAUACCACCACAUUGGGGGGUGUGGUUUCAACGUAUGAAUUCGAAGGGGAUACAGCCAUUCAGCCCAUAGCUGUGACCUACUGGAGAGAAAACACACAUUUAUGCCUUGGCCUCUGCAUUAGUCUGAUUAAAGAUUAACUUUUGACCUCCAGAAGUAGAGCUGGAUGAACGUUCCUUAUAAGAACAUGAUUUAUAAGUAUGGUAUAACACCCGUCAGCUUGUUUUUUUUUUUUUUUGAAGUAUAGUUGAUUUACAAUAUUGUGUUAGUUUCAUGUGUAGAGCAAAGUGAUUUAGGUAUAUAUAUAUAUAUAUAUUUUUUCAGAUUAUUUUCCAUUAUAGGUUAUUACAAGAUAUUGAAUAUAGUUCCCUGUGCUAAACAGUAGGACCUUGUUGUUUAUCCAUUCUAUAUAUAAUAGUUUGCAUCUGCUAACUUCAAUCUCCCAAUCCAUCCCUCCCCCUCCUCCCCUUGGCAACCUCAAGUCUGUUCUCUAUGUCUGGGAGUCUGUAUCUGUUUUGUAAAUAGGUUCAUUUGGGUCAUAUUUUAGAUUCCAAAUGUAAGUGAUACCAUAUGGUAUUUGUCUUUCUCUUUCUG
Molecule: messenger RNA, 3966 nt
Organism: Orcinus orca (killer whale)
Lineage: Eukaryota; Metazoa; Chordata; Mammalia; Artiodactyla; Delphinidae
Product: calpain-8
Biological process (GO): proteolysis
Cellular component (GO): cytoplasm
Molecular function (GO): calcium-dependent cysteine-type endopeptidase activity; calcium ion binding
Source: RefSeq, a predicted model, not a curated record